Pimephales promelas (fathead minnow) is the source of this 726-nucleotide messenger RNA. Lineage: Eukaryota; Metazoa; Chordata; Actinopteri; Cypriniformes; Leuciscidae. The record is from RefSeq and is a predicted model, not a curated record.
CAUCAGCCUUUGAAAACCCCUAAGUGGAUUGACCCCCACUCUGUACUAUUUAGUGAAAUUGAUUAUGCUUGUUAUUUUGUUUGUUUUUAUCAGUUUGAGGCGUCCUGUCCCAAUGGACUAUGUCCAGGAUGGAGUGUUAUCCUGAAAGGAGAGACUCCAGCAGAGGCCAACAAGUUUGAGAUCAAUUUCCUAUGCGAACAAGAUGACAGAAUAGCCUUCCAUUUCAACCCCCGCUUCAAUGAGUCCGAUAUCAUCUGCAAUUCCUACCUGGCCAACCACUGGGGGGAGGAGGAGAGGUGCAGCAACCUCCCUUUCGGAGUAGAGGAGCCUUUCCAGAUUGAAAUUUACUCUGACAAUGAUAACUUCCAUGUUUACAUUGAUGAAGUGAUGGUGAUGCAGUAUAAACACCGUGUGGAAGAGCUGAACACCAUCACAAAAGUACAAGUGGUGAACGACGUCAAUAUCUCUUCUUUAGAGAUCACCAAAAAACACUUUUUCUGAGGGUGGGCCGUAAGGACAAGCAGGCGAUUCAUUUGGAACAGGCCGUUUCUUUGUUUAACAGUGUUAUCGUUUUAGCUUUUUUUGUUUUUUUGCAUUUCUGUUCACACACCUAUCAUGCCUCUUGAGGUCAUCUGCUUGUAAAGGUGUGAUUAUUGGUAUUGAAAUACCUUAGCUGAACUACAUAUUCAUAUGAAUCUGUGAAUAAAUGAAAGGAUUAAAAAAAGA